CUUACACCUUGCUGCCUCCAUUUGUUUUGUUUCUUUGUUUGCCCCUGAUCUACUUUUAGAUCUCUCUUCAGAUCCACUGCUGGAAUUAAGAUUAUAAACUCGUUUCGGGGAUUUUCCAGCAAAGCAGGAGAACAAAGCCUGAAGAAUUUCUUUGAAAAAGUCACUCAUCAUAAAAGCAGCAUAUUUUGUCUUUUGAGGUUUACCUCUCCAGCCAGCCAAAAUUCCCCCCAAACGCAGACAGCAGGACCAUCCUGCGCUUUCGCGGCUCGCUGGCAGGAAGGGACUGGUGGCAGCGGGGGUCCUGGGGAUCAUGAUGGUUCUGGUUUUGGUUGUCCUUAUUCCAGUUCUGGUGAGCUCAGCUGGAACAUUAACGCACUACGAGAUGCUCGGCGCUUGUAGGAUGGUGUGCGACCCAUACAGCACAACUACUCCAAGCAGCACCGGCGCUCCAGACGCGGUCCCGGACAACAGCCUCCUGCAGUCGUUGCCCACUUUUAUCCAGGGUCCCAGAGGAGAACCGGGUCGUCCGGGUAAGGUGGGACCAAGAGGAGCUGCAGGUGAACCGGGAUACCCCGGUCCAGCUGGGCCACCAGGAAAUAGAGGUGAGCCGGGGAAACCUGGUUUACCAGGACCCCCGGGACCCAGCGCAGUUGCUGGCGCAAUCAGCGCCGCCACAUACAGCACUGUGCCAAAGAUCGCCUUUUACGCAGGACUGAAAAAGCAGCACGAAGGAUACGAAGUGCUCAAAUUUGACGACGUAGUGACCAAUUUGGGAAAUCACUACGACCCAACUUCUGGAAAGUUCACGUGUUCCAUCCCUGGGAUUUAUUUCUUCACUUAUCACGUUCUGAUGCGUGGAGGAGAUGGGACCAGUAUGUGGGCAGAUCUGUGCAAAAACAAUCAGGUACGUGCCAGUGCCAUAGCCCAGGACGCUGACCAAAAUUAUGACUAUGCCAGUAACAGUGCUGUGUUGCAUCUGGAGCCAGGAGACGAGAUCUACAUCAAACUAGAUGGAGGCAAAGCUCAUGGAGGCAACAACAACAAGUACAGCACCUUCUCUGGGUUUAUCAUUUAUGUUGAUUAGAUGCUGGCUUUACACACAACAGUUGUCAUAACUUUAUUUUGCUGGUGAAACUAAAAAUAUAAUUCUCUCUCUGUAAACUAAAUCUUCUGAAUUUGUGAAGAUAAAUUGUUAAAACUCUCAAUUUUAGUUGCUUUUAUGCUUUAAAAGAUAGUUGUGUUGAUGUAGAAAACAUCUGAAAGAUGCAAGACAGAGGACACGCAAGUCCAGUACUGGAAAACACUGAGAUAACGUUACUGUCAGUCACAUGAUUUGACAUGCUUUUUAAACAAAUAUGUAAAAGAAAUUAGUUGGUAACAGUAAUUCAAAUUUAAAUCAAUUAUUAAGAUACAAGGUGGAAUAAUCACUGUCCUCUAAACAAGGUGUGUUACCAAAAAUUAUCAACGUACAUAUUGUUUCAACUGCUAGAAUGUUUGUACAAAGUACAAGUUGAAAAAAAUGCUGGUAUCACUUCAGAGUAAUUUGACAUGAUAUAUCAAUUAAUGAGGAACUACUCAUCAACUGUUUGGUGUUUCUCAAAUCAGGUCUAUUUUUUUUGUCUUUUUCUUUAUGCAAACUAAAAGAAAUUUCUCUGUGAUCUCUAAGUAUACACAUAUAAGUAUGGGGAAAACAUACAAAUAACAUAAUUAAAACAGCUAAGAUGUGUAAGUGCAACAAGUAAGCUAGAUAAUCUUAGCAUUAAGUUCAGCUAUUUAGAAAGAUUUAUUUAUUUAUGGCGGUCUGAUGAGGGCUUUGAGGAAUCUGAUGAAAUUCACAACGUUGUUCCUGCAGCCACUCAGAGAGGAGAGACUCUAGAUAGAUAGAUAGAUAGAUAGAUAGAUAGAUAGAUAGAUAGAUAGAUAGAUAGAUAGAUAGAUAGAUAGAUAGAUAGAUAGAUAGAUAGAUAGAUAGAUAGAUAGAUUGAACCUGCCUGCACUGACAGCUAGGAAAGGAAGUACUUGACUUGGAAUCUGUCAAUAAUUGGAUUAACUUUACUAUUUUUGUAAAGAGCCUUGAAACAAUUGUUCUGACACUAUAUAAAUUAACUAAAUUGGAAUUAAAUAAAUUCACAACUCUGUACUGAGGGUCGUGUGCUAAGGUCCAGAAGUUUAUGGUCAUCUCCUAUUCUGUCCACCGAUUGACUUCCUUUUUGUCCAUCGUCAUGUCUGAAAUGACUCCUCCGACUGCAAUAUCAUCAGCAAAUUUAGUUAUCAGGCUUUCCCCACGUGUGCUUGCACAGGAAAGUGUGGUCAGCAGUGGAUCGAGUGAACACUCUUGAAUGAAUCCUAAGUGUGGUGGAGUUGGGGAGACUCUAUUCGGUGUUUAGCAUCUGUGGAGUCUCAUUCAGAAAGUUCAGAAUCCACAGGCAUAUGGCAGUGUUCAGAAAGAGUAGGAGAACUCUCACAGAGUAAUGUAUUAAAUGCUGAGUUGAAAUGACUAUUCCAGAUUCUGUAGUAACUGUCUUUAUUCUCCUAACGAGUUAGUACUUUGUAUUAGGAGGCUGGGUGCUUCCUGCUUAGAGUUGUUUGGUUGGUGCAGAUGUAUUAAUGCAGAAAGACAUACAUUUUGCCUUUAGUUGGUAGAAUGGCCAACUUUUUAUGAUAACAAAGUUUACCAUUGGAGAGCAGUAUUUAAUUUCAUCAGCAAAGACAUCUGCAACUCUGUUCACCUGGAACAAUGUUGUUGACUUCUACUGUAUAGUGGCAUUAAAGGGGCAGUAUUAUGUAAAAUCGACUUUUUUGAGCUUUGCAUCAUGUUAUAAUGUUAUUCCCUUAUCAAAACAUACCAGGAGUUUUGCCUUGAUUCUUCCAUGCAUGUUUGAGAAAUUCUUGAACCAUUCAGUCCUGUAAAAUGCCUGGGUGCACCGAGGCGCAUCUCCUCCUCUUUUCACGGUGUUAAGGAGUUUCCAAGCUUCCGAGUUUCUGCCUCUCAGAGAAACCUUCCUCUGGGCCUCCCACACUCAACACCUGAUGGAACUGCGCAUCUGCUGAUCUCAUUGCAAGAACUACUACUCAGUGCAACACUGGUAAAAACAUUGUUAAAGAGUUAAUAGCAGUGCCAUGUUGUGAUGACUUCCUGAAGGCGAAGUUUCAG
This is a messenger RNA of Xiphophorus hellerii (green swordtail), 3154 nucleotides long. It is a transcript of the gene c1ql3a, whose product is annotated as complement component 1, q subcomponent-like 3a. Bases 311 to 1084 code for a protein of 257 amino acids. Gene Ontology annotation, molecular function: protein binding. NCBI's taxonomy places the organism in Eukaryota, Metazoa, Chordata, Actinopteri, Cyprinodontiformes, Poeciliidae. The transcript is spliced from 2 exons. The record is from RefSeq and is a predicted model, not a curated record.